GCCUUAGACUCUCAAUUCCAAUGUCAUGCAACUCGCCGAUAAGUCAGACCGUAAACCCUAAUGCCCAGCCAUACAAAACGAAGUCUCCGGUCGGGACACGACACGCGGAAAUUCCACCUCUGUAUCCAACACCACCACCACCCUCUCAAUCAAUCCUAUUGAACACCACCUCAAAUUAAUCCCAAACACCGCGAUCAAUCCAAGCCAAACUGCCAAUUGUCAAUCUAAGCCAUUCUCUCCCCCCAGGCAAGAUGAACCAGCACUACGACGUUCAUCUUGCCUAGGGAGAGGAUAGCUCAGAUUGAUCAUUGGCAUUUUGAUUUGAGGUGGUGUCCUAGGAGCCAGGGUGGAGCCAAAUGGCUGGCCCGCGUCCAGUGCUUGUGCAUAAAAAUAAUCAAAAACCUGGAAGCCUUCAAAUUUUUGUGAAGCCCCAUUUUUUUCAGGCAGACAGUCACCGAACAUCACCCUCCGUCUUCUGAGCCCCAGGAUUCAGCACCAUGGCCCACGAUGACGACAACACAGAGGACCUCCAAGUCCUCGCGGCCACCGCGACAGAAAAGGCCGAGGAGAUGGUCCGCAGAGCCGACCAGCUGAUGGCAGAAUUCCAACAGCUCAACGACCUGCGGCAGGCCCGCGGCCUCGUCCCCGUCGCCGCCGGCCAGAGGUCGCUCCGGCAAGUCGCCGGGAGCGAGCACGCCAUCUUCCACAAGCACCUCCAGGACCUCCAGGGCAGCGCCGACGAUGAUGACGACGCCCGCAAGGCCGACCUCGUCAAGCGCCUGGGCGUCUCGCUCCGGUGCUCCAACCUGCCCGCGCUGGAGGCCACGUGGGGCGUCGUCAAGCGCUGCCGCGGCCUCGAGAGCCUGGUCUUUGCCUUCUCGCGCCACCCAGCCUUUGGCGCCUGCUCGAUCUGCAAACGCCCGCCUCCUCGCGGGCCUCCAGACGGCGGCGCGGUGACGGGGACGAAGCCGAGGAGGAAGAAAUGCCCGCCCAAGAACCGCCAGGACCCGGCCGACCUGGCGCGCGUCGACGCCGUCGUCGAAGGCGGCACGGAGUGGGUGCGCGUCCUCGGCAUCAGCGAGCGCAGCCUGCUGAUGCACAUGGCGCAAGGCGGGUGGGACUGGGGCGCCGAGGAGGGGGAGAGGGAGCGGGAAGAGGAGGAGGACGACGACGCAGACUGCGACGUGUCCGUCGCCGUGACGGUGCGACAGCUCGUCGAGGCGGCGCGCGCCAACCGCCACGACUACCGCGUUCCCCGGGUGCACGUGGUGCUGACGCGCGUCGCCGAGGGCCGCGACGCCGAGAUCGACAGGCUGAUCCGCCUGCUCCGGCGGGGGGCGGGCGCGGGUGCCGGGGCCGAGGUCGAGGUGGUGGUCGACUGCGCGGGGUCGGCCUUCCUGGCCGCGCCGCCGCCGCCCGCCGACGAGGCGCUGCGGAACCUGACGGACGACGGCCGCCUGUGGGGGCUGACGCCGACGGUCAACCUCGACUGCACGGUGCUCGUGACGCUCGCGUCGGACGUGACGCACGGCCGCGUUGAGGUGCGGCCGUGGCACAGUCGGGAGACGGCGCGGCAGGUCGUCGACGAGCUCGAGCAGGGGAGCACCCUGGUCAGGUUCCUGUAUCCGGCGCUGCGCGGGAGGCGGCUCGUCUGCACGCGCGCGGCAGCGCGGCGGUUCGGCGAGAUCGUCGACACCAUUGCGACGCCGACAGAGGCUGCGAGGGCGGCUAUUAUCAUGGGUAACCCCUUGAGUGGGCCUUCGGGGAUGAGUUCGCCCGCUCUGGUUGCUGAGUUGCAGACGCUGUCGGAGCAUACAGUGGAUCCCGACCUGCUGUUCCCUAUCGAGGUGGUUGACGCCAAGAGUCCGGCGGAUGAUAUCGAGAGCUACAUCCGGUCCGGGCGCUUACCUCAGGUUGCGGCGCCGGUUUUGGCCGAGAUGUCGGAAUUGAACAGAGACUCCCACUUGUACGGGUGGGUUCAAGGGGUGACGACCGUGACGGCGAACCUCAGCCUUGCGAAGCAAAUCGCUCGGCUUGUUGAGGAACAUCGGACAAGUGAUGACGAAGCUGGCCCCAAGGUCUGGGUACACCCCGUUACAAGGGCGUUGGCUGCAAAAGAGAAGCGCAUAGAUGAAGCAACGCCUUGACAACUCGCACAAGUUCGAUAGACCUACUUCGUUGUCACCCUGGCGGGUGUUCUACAUCCCUCAACAGUCUCUCUUGGGAGACAGUUACAGCUAUCCAGGGGCCCAAAAACAAUCCAAGCC
Molecule: messenger RNA, 2267 nt
Organism: Phialemonium atrogriseum
Lineage: Eukaryota; Fungi; Ascomycota; Sordariomycetes; Cephalothecales; Cephalothecaceae
Exons: 1
Coding region: 498-2147 (549 amino acids)
Source: RefSeq, a predicted model, not a curated record